GGAAAAUCUUGUUCAGUUUUGAAAACAUCUCUAAAAACUAAUCGUAGUUUUGGUUAGUUAGUUAAUUGUUGUUUCUAUUGUGGUUUAGUUCCUAAUAUUUUAACAAAAACUGUAAUUUAUAUACAAUUAACUCAAUCUAUUUGUAUUUACCUUUAAUCAGAACAAUUUGUCAAACAGUUAAUUUUAAAUCUUUCAUCAUAUUAUUUAUUUAUUGGAACCGUUGUUGUUGUUGCUGUUGUAUUGACCAUCGUUAAUUAUGGUUGACCAUUACAAUGUUAUUCUUACCUUGACCCUUAUUAUACCGAUGGUCAGUCUAAUUUCAAUGGCCGAAACUCAGCCAAGUAUUGAGGAUUUCCGUCAACUCAUAGGAAUCGAUCACAGUCCGAUCUGGUCUGCUACUAUACCAAAUACACGGGUGAUGGACAAGGCAGGGCGAUUAAUGCGACAAUUUACUAAUCCAUAUAGGGAACGAGAUCCUCACAAUGACUCGCCUCAGGCACGAUUUAUGGAUUAUGCUAUUAAAAGGGCUUUGAAUUUGAAUGGACUUAAAUGGUUAGACCAGUUUGACGAUCAACGUGCUAAUUUGGACGCUCUUUUGGCCGGUCGAGGUUUAAACAAUUGGAAACGCGAAGGAGCCGAAACUUAUAAGAACAUGUUCUUAGGAGUUCGAGGUUAAUCAAUCGACGAAAAGCAAUUAAAUUUGAUCCAGUUCUAAGUUGUCAGAAACUAACAAACAAUUAAAUACUAAUUGUGAUUAACAACUAAAAGGUGUAAUUAUCCAGAUGAAGAUUUAAUUGUAAAUCAAAUUUAAUCCAUGUUUUAAUUGAUAGAAAUGAUAAUUUGUUUUUCCUUUUAAUUCUAAUAUUAAUAAAUCAACAAUUGCUGAUUAAGUAAAUCGUUUUUCUUUCACUGAAUUUGAUUUCAAUAAAAUUUAUUUCUUUUUAA
Panonychus citri (citrus red mite) is the source of this 945-nucleotide messenger RNA. RefSeq lists its product as uncharacterized. NCBI's taxonomy places the organism in Eukaryota, Metazoa, Arthropoda, Arachnida, Trombidiformes, Tetranychidae. The record is from RefSeq and is a predicted model, not a curated record. The coding region runs from base 257 to 676 and encodes 139 amino acids. The transcript has 2 exons.